AUGUCAAAUAAAGAUAUAUCUCGGUCCCUGCGGCCAACGCAGCCAUACACCAUCUUCACACUCAAUCAAAAACGCUUCUUUACCUACCUGCUUGGAUAUCUUACACUCGCGUCCUCUUUGACAGCGACAAUUUACUUCCCACUAAUAGAUCUAUUGAGCAACCAGUACCAUGUCUCCACCCAGCUCAUCAACCUCACCAUAACAUUUUACGUGAUCUUCCAAGCAAUCUCGCCCGCCUUUUGGGCCCCGCUUUCUGAUACCCUAGGUCGCCGUCCAGUCUUUCUAAUGACAUUCUCCAUAUAUACCUGUGCCAGCCUCGGGCUCGCCCUCAACAAAUCUCAUUAUGUCGCCUUGCUUUUAUUGCGCGGGCUCCAAAGCAUUGGGGGAUCAGCCGUGAUGUCGCUCGGCUACGCCGUUGUCGCGGACAUCUCGCCUCAUUCGGAACGUGGCAAAAUUCUAGGUCCUAUGCUUACAUCGACAAAUCUAGGUCCAUGCGUUGGACCUGUCAUCGCUGGUGGCGCUAUCUUAGCCUCGGGCGAUGCCAUGUGGUGCUUUUGGGCUUUGCUUAUCUUUGGAGGUACUUCUCUCCUAUUGAUUGGAUGGGCAUUACCUGAGACCGCAAGGACAGUCGUUGGUAAUGGCGCUGUGUAUCCACGGGCUAUCUGGAGGACGUGGUGGAGCAUACUCAGCCAGAAAAGAGCCAAGUUGAAUAUUGGCAUUCAUAUACUGAAUAACGACCCCACGACACAAGAACAGCAAGGUGAACUGGCCGAUAUCAACACCAACAGGACAGGAAAGGGCAAAUGGAUCAUACCGAACCCAUUCGAUUCUCUCAAAAUCAUAUUCCACUAUGACAUCUUCUUAAUCCUAUGGAUUGCCGCAUCGCCCUACGCAGUAUGGUACUGUAUUCAGACAUCCAUUCCAAUAAUCUUCGGGAAUAGCUACGGGUUCAACGACCUAUUUGUUGGCCUCUGCUUUCUUCCUGGGGGGGUUGGAGUCAUUCUCGCGGGACUUGUCACGGGAAGACUCAUGGAUUGGAAUUACAAACAUACCGCACGAGAGAUCGGACACGAGGCUGAAAGCGACGUACUUGAUCGAAGCCAGUUCCCAUUUGAAAAGGCUCGAUCUCGCGGCUCUUUCAGCAUCCUCGCGGUUUCUAUUGCUCUCUUGAUUGGCUAUGGAUGGGCUGUUCAGCUUCAUGUCCACCCCAGCAUUCCGUUGAUAUUGCAAGUUUUGAUUGGUGGAAAAUGUACGGUUCUGUUGCAGCUUUUCAGUGCCUUAUUGGUUGAUAUCUUCCCACAACGUCCUGGCGCAGCAGCUGCUGCAAAUAAUAUUACACGAUGUGCUCUCUCCGCAGCUGCCGUUGCGGCCCUUCAGCCAUUGGUCGAGGUGAUUGGGUACUCCUGGCUUUUUACGCUCAUUGCCCUCGUGGAUGGUGGUACAAGCUUACUUGCUGUUUGGACCCUUCGAAAAUGGGGAUCUGUAUGGAGACAAAGCAGAAAUUCGGACUCUUAUGACUGA
This is a messenger RNA of Penicillium taxi, 1521 nucleotides long. RefSeq lists its product as uncharacterized. The record is from RefSeq and is a predicted model, not a curated record. Bases 1 to 1521 code for a protein of 506 amino acids. Gene Ontology annotation, molecular function: transmembrane transporter activity. Lineage: Eukaryota; Fungi; Ascomycota; Eurotiomycetes; Eurotiales; Aspergillaceae. The transcript has a single exon. Gene Ontology annotation, biological process: transmembrane transport.